Molecule: messenger RNA, 1689 nt
Organism: Sphaeroforma arctica JP610
Lineage: Eukaryota; Ichthyosporea; Ichthyophonida
Exons: 10
Coding region: 47-844 (265 amino acids)
Biological process (GO): mitochondrial respiratory chain complex I assembly
Cellular component (GO): mitochondrion
Molecular function (GO): S-adenosylmethionine-dependent methyltransferase activity
Source: RefSeq, a predicted model, not a curated record
GGUUUAAUUACAGAGAGAGGCUGUGGCAGAGAACCUGUGUGAUCGAAUGAUUGAUGUUUCAAGGACAUUUCCUAAAGUGUUGGAUUUGGGUGCAGGUGCAGGACAUAUGACCGUAGCACUGCCGCUGGACAGGAUAGAGGCCGUCGUACAGCUAGAGAAUACGAGGCAAAUGCUGAUACGAGACCGGAAGGAGGCGCAAUACAAACUCGACGAUGGCGCGGAUGGUGUGCCUGUGACGAAAGUGGUUGGUGAUGAAGAGUUUCUGCCGUUCCAACCAAAGUCAUUCAAUGCUGUGAUCAGUUGUCUGGGCAUGCAUUGGGUGAACGAUCUUCCCUCGAUGUUCAAACAAGUGCACACCACUCUGGUGCAGGACGGCAUGUUCAUGGGCGCAGUAUUUGGAGGGGAUACACUGUUUGAGCUGAGGUGUUCGUUGCAGUUAGCUGAGCAAGAGGUCAAGGGCGGCUUCUCACCGCACAUCUCGCCUAUGUUGGGACCAUCUGACGUGGGGGGUCUACUACAAGGUGCCGGUUACACACUGUUGACGGUUGACCAGGACUGUAUAGUGGUUAAUUAUCCAUCGCCGAAGGAGCUCAUGGAAGACCUGAAGAUCAUGGGAGAGAGCAAUGCUUCGAAUACAAAAGGGGAGAAGUUGAGUGAUGAUGUUUUGGAAGCGAACGCUAGGAUAUAUGCCAAAGAAUAUGGCAACGACGAUGGGACCAUCCCGGCAAGCUUUGAUAUAAUUUAUUUUAUAGGAUGGACGCCUGACCCUACUCAACAAAAGCCGAUGAAGCCGGGAUCGGCUGAUAUCAAUCUAAUGGAAUUCGGCGAUGUCAAUACCGUAUAAUAUAAUGUAAACAAAGCGUCAACCCACCUUCCCGAGCUAAUCAGCUAUCGAGGCGAUCAAAUGUAGCGUGGCACUACGUAAUUAGGUAUUUUAAAAAUCUUAUUUCUGAGAUACCGUGGUCUGUUUAUAGCCAACGAUAAUUAACUGUUUACGAAAGCAACAGUCCAUAUUCGAAUAUAUUCAAUAAUGUCAGUGGAGGUCGAAUGGUCGAAUGGUCCAUAUGUGUACGAGAACCGCAGCUCGACAUAGACGUAUACGCCGGUCACAACAGCAUGAUCAGGAAAGCACGACCACUCUAGUGACAGACACUUGUUGAGACUGCACUAGCAGAACCUAUACUUCAGUGUGUGGCACUGGUUGAGAAAGAUCUGACCCAAUACGCCUCUUCGUGAGACCGCCGAUGAUUUUGAGGAGAUACGCUUUGAUCCCAGCAGGGAAGAAUUUGCUUACUAGCGUACUCGAUGGAAUUAUUUGUCAUUGUUACUAGCAAUUCACCGCUUUGUACACUUUUGUUGCGUAAAGUGCCAGGGAGACUACUGAAGUUCAGUUGAAGAUUGCAUGAACUAUUCCUGACUUAUCAGUAUUGGCGGACUGAUUCAUAAAUGAUUGUAGUUGGUGACAGGAUAUGGUGUGGGAUGUCGAGUAGAUGAUCACGAUCGAAAAUCUGAUCCAUGUUUUCAGUUGAAUAUAAUUGCGAUUAUACUUGGUAGUGUUCAAUUUUCAGAAGGCUAUGCUAUGUUGGUAGUUAAAUUCUGAAUUAUGUUACUCUGCAUCUUUCUAAUGGUAAAGCACAAUACGCGUAUCUGUAUACAAAUAUUUACUCUCUCUACUAGAGUAGAGUCACG